CCAUCGAUUCGAUGGGGGUUAUCAGAGGCCUCCGUCCCACCAAUGCACAUGUGCUGCUCCAAGAUCCCAGGCUGAGCUAUAUAAGAUCAAGUGGAACUAGCCAAGAGCAUCAGUUGAAUCCAAUCGAUUGCUUGCGCAUUUAGCAGCCCAAAGCCACAACAACCAGAAUCAAUAUGAAGUUCUUCUCAGUCGUUACCGUCUUCGUGCUCGGUCUGCUGGCUCUGGCCAACGCUGUUCCCCUGUCGCCCGAUCCAGGAAAUGUGGUGAUCAACGGCGACUGCAAAUACUGCAAUGUGCAUGGUGGAAAGUAGGAAAGCAAUCGCCUGAAACUCGAAGAUGGGCCAAAACUUACCUCAAAACCUAAAGACAAUAUUUAUACUCUCACUCUUGUACUAAAAUGAAAACUAGUAGUAAAAAACAUUGCCAAGUACAAAUAAAAUGAUGAAAAA
Drosophila simulans is the source of this 449-nucleotide messenger RNA. Its product is annotated as bomanin Short 2. Gene Ontology annotation, biological process: defense response. Bases 174 to 311 code for a protein of 45 amino acids. The record is from RefSeq and is a predicted model, not a curated record. Lineage: Eukaryota; Metazoa; Arthropoda; Insecta; Diptera; Drosophilidae. The transcript has 2 exons.